This is a messenger RNA of Frankliniella occidentalis (western flower thrips), 1895 nucleotides long. RefSeq lists its product as uncharacterized. Lineage: Eukaryota; Metazoa; Arthropoda; Insecta; Thysanoptera; Thripidae. Gene Ontology annotation, cellular component: membrane. Bases 570 to 1895 code for a protein of 441 amino acids. Gene Ontology annotation, molecular function: potassium ion leak channel activity. The record is from RefSeq and is a predicted model, not a curated record. Gene Ontology annotation, biological process: potassium ion transmembrane transport; stabilization of membrane potential. The transcript has 5 exons.
CACCGGGGCGCGCGAGCAUGCAGUCGUUGGGAACGCGUGCACAGCAGCCGCGCCGCCACGAGCCUCGCCGCGCCGACACGCGAAGUCCGACACGCGCCUUCCUCGCGGGCCGCUUCUGCGCAACCCCGCGCUCCGCGUCCGCGUCCGCGUCCCCCUCGUGAGCGCCCUCCCCCGCAGGCGCGCCGGCCCGACAUGUGUGCGCGGCCGCCGCGGAUGACGCCCCUGCCCUGGCGCGCGCCGUAGUGCAGCCCCGGCGGGAGCCCUCGGGGCCCCACCCCGGGUGGCACGAUUGAGCGAGGACUAGCCACAGGCCCAGCCCAAGCCCCAGUGGAGCCUCGGCGGGAGCCCUCGGGGGCCCCACCCUGGGCGACACGAUUGAGCGAGGCCUAGCCCUAGGCCCAGCUCCAGGACCUGGCCCUGGACCCAAGCGGGUACGAUGGCACCCGAGCACCGAGUCCGAGUGGUCCGACUCCGACGGACAGGAGCACGCUGACCACAGUGCCGCGGCCGCUCUGUGGGACCGCCAGACGGACCGGCCGCCGGGCCGCAGCCGCACCUCCGGGGCCCACAUGGACGGGGUCCAGGCCGUCCAGGGGACGUCCUUGGAGCAGCCGGAGCUGGACGAUGAUGACGACGUGGACGUGGUGGGGCCGCCGCCGCCGCCUCCUCCCCCACCAGCCUCGCGCGUCCGCCGCCUGAGCACCUGCCUGCGCAGCUUCUUCACGCAUCUCUUUUCCAACGUGGGGCUUCUCACUCUUGUGGGCGGCUACGUGCUACUCGGCGCGCUGCUUUUUGAGGCCCUGGAGGGGGGCUACGAGAUGAACCAGCGCGGGAGCAUGAAGGAGCACCGCGACGACUGCCUCAAGGAGCUGUGGGCGCUUACAGAGCGGUUCAACGUACUGUACCAAGAGAACUGGACGCAGCAAGCCCAGGAGCAGCUGCGCCGCUUCGAGACGCGCGUCGUGGAGGCCACCAAGGUGGAAGGCUACGACGGCAAGGACCCGCAGGACCAGGACCGCCAGUGGUCCUUCAGCGGAGCCCUGCUCUACUCUGUCACCGUCAUCACCACCAUAGGGUACGGCAACCUGGCGCCGCGCACGGCCGAGGGCAAGGUGGUGACGAUGCUGUACGCGCUGGUGGGCGUGCCGCUGAUGCUGCUGUGCCUCUCCAACCUGGGCUCCUUCCUGGCCGACACCUUCCAGUUCGCCUACAGCCACGCCUGCUGCAAGCCGUGCCGCGGCGGUGGAGGCAGCAGCAGCAGCGGCAGCACUAAGAAGCAGAUGCUGCAGCAGCAGGAGAUGCAGCAGCAGCAGAUGGUGGGCUACAGCGGGGGCAGCGUGUCGCUGGGGCCGCCGGGCUCCAUCGCCUGCCCGCCGCCGCACUGCCCGCCGCACGGCCUGCCGCCCCCGGGAGCUGCCGCCUCCACGCUGCCGCGCGUCAAGGCCUGCAGGGACCGCCCCUGCGCCGGGAGCUUCGGGUAUUUCAGCGGCCCGGUGGACUGGAACCUGGUGGGCGAGCAGCCGGGCUUCUUCCAGGACCGCGAGCGCGAGCAACAGCUGCACAACACGGUGGUGAAGCAGGCCGACAACAAGGUGGUCACCAGGCUGCACCACCCGCCGCACAUCACCCCGGACGUGCACAGGCUGCUGACGGAGUGCAUCGAGUACCAGGUGAUGCACGAGGAGCCCGGGGCCGCCGCCGCGCUGCGGGAGCUGCAGAGCAACCCGCCGGCAGGCCCGGCGCCGUGCUCGGCCUGCGCGGCCUGCGCCGCCUGCUCCAACUGCCCCGCGCAGCACCACGACGGCGGCGGCGGCGCGGGCCUGGCCGCCCUGGAGGAGGAGCCCGAGGACGACGACGAGGACGACGAGGAUCACCAUCACGGCGACCGGAGGUGA